AUGUCGGACCAAGCAAACCGGCCUCAUCGCAAGGCGAAGCCAGAGAAGAAGUCCACCGGAGGCAGGUCGUCAACUCAACAACUCCCCAUCGUCCGAGAAAAGCGCCUCCACGUCCCCCUCGUCGACCGCCUCCCCGAAGAAGCGCCCCCCAUCAUCGUCGCCGUCGUCGGCCCCCCCGGCGUCGGCAAAACCACCCUCAUAAAGUCGCUUAUACGCCGCUACACUAAGCAGACCCUCUCGAGCCCGACCGGACCUCUGACAGUUGUUACCUCCAAACGCCGGCGCCUCACGUUUAUAGAAUGUCCUGCCGAUUCGCUCGCAAGCAUGAUCGACAUCGCCAAGGUCGUGGACAUAGUGCUGCUGAUGAUCGACGGCAACUACGGCUUCGAGAUGGAGACGAUGGAGUUCUUGAACAUUCUGAGCGCGAGCGGCAUGCCUGGGAAUGUGUUCGGCAUUCUGACGCACUUGGACUUGUUCAGGAAGCAGGAUGCGCUGAAGGCGCAGAAGAAGAGGCUGAAGCAUAGGUUCUGGAGCGAACUGUACCAGGGCGCGAAGCUGUUCUACCUCUCCGGCGUUGUCAACGGACGAUACCCGGACCGCGAGAUCUUGAACCUGUCACGCUUUCUAUCUGUGAUGAAGAAUCCGAGGCCGCUUGUGUGGCGGAACUCGCAUCCGUAUUGUCUCGCCGAUCGCUUUUUGGACCUUACGCCGCCGACAGCUAUGGAAGAGAACCCGAAAUGCGAUAGGACUAUAGCACUGUAUGGAUACUUGCGAGGUACCAACUUCCCGGCGCAAGGCGCAAGAGUACACAUACCCGGCGUCGGAGAUCUGAAUGUCUCGAUGAUCGAAGCACUGCCGGAUCCAUGCCCGACGCCGUACAUGGACCAAGCCGUCGCGAAAGCCACAGGAAAGACUGCGCGGAGACGCUUGGGCGAGAAGCAGAAGCUGCUAUUUGCGCCCAUGUCGGAUGUUGGUGGUGUGCUGGUCGACAAAGAUGCCGUAUACAUUGAUGUCAAGACGAACACCUUCAACAGGGAUGCAGAAGAACAAGAGGAGCGCGGGUUGGGCGAGCAGCUUGUGGUGGGCUUGCAGGGCGAGAGGAGGCUCUUGGGAGAAGCCGACGCGGGUGUAAGACUCUUCGCUGGUGGCGAGCGUGUCGACGCAGGGGCAGACGCCGAACAAGCGGAGGAUAUGGGUCGAAAGUCAAGGCGUCACGUAAGAAUCGUUGAGAGGGAGGGUGGAGAUGAGAUCGAAGAUGACGAAGGGUUUGGUAGCAGUGAGGACGACGAAGAUAUGCUAGAAGAUGGCGCCUCUGAUGACGAGGACGACAGUGGUCACCUUGAAGCAGACGGCAUUGCAGAGGACAAGCUCGGUCGGUCCUUCCGAAAGGCGGCAGACAAGUUAACUGAUGGCGAUGUUGCUUUCGCCGAUAGCGAUUCAGAUCUAGGCUCCGUAUCGUCAGUGAAUGACCAGGAGUUGGAGGAUGGUGAAGACGACGAGGAAGACUUUUCAGGUGAUGAUGACCACGGGGCAAUUAGAUGGAAAGCGAACUUGGCCGAGAACGCUAGGGCUCGACAUGGUCGCAAGGUACCUCGGCGGACGGUAGAUCUGGCGCGACUAAUGUACAACGAAGCAAUGACGCCGUCCGAAGUAAUACGAAAAUGGAAGGGUCUGGAUGACGAUGUUGAAGAAGAUACACAAGACGAGGACGAGGAUUUCUUCAAGAAGCCCAAGCGUACAGCCGAUGAGGAUGAUCAAGAAGACCGCUCCAUACCCCGAUACGAUUUGCAGGAGCUGGAGCAAAGAUGGACUGACGAGGACAACCUCGAAGCUUUGCGGCGGAGGUUUGCGUCAGCGAACCUGCUCCGAGAAAAAGAAGACGGUGAUGAGGAAGAGGGUUUCGACGGUGUUGAAGAUGGGGACGACGAGGGCGAUGGUGCCUUCCAGGACCUUGAGACAGGCGAGACAUUCCAAGGCAACGAGGCCGCCAGCGAGCUGAACGACGAAGCAAAGGCGAUUGAAGCAGAACGAGAGAAGAACGCUCGCCGGAAAGAGGAGCUUAAGCUCAGGUUCGAAGAGGAGGACAGAGAAGGGUUCGCAAACGAUAAGGCAAAUGCGCGAAAAGAAGACGGCGAGCAGCAAGAAUUCGGCGAGGAUGAAUGGUACGAUGCCCAAAAAGCGCUAAUCCAGAAGCAGCUCAGCAUCAACCGGGCCGAGUUCGAUCAGCUAGACGAGAUGUCUCGUGUCCGGUUGGAAGGGUACAAAGCUGGCACAUAUGCCCGAAUAGUGCUUGAGCAAGUGCCUUACGAGUUCGCUGCGAGCUUCAACCCGCGACUCCCUGUAAUCAUUGGAGGGCUUACACCGACUGAAGAUCGCUUUGGCUUCGUCCAGGUCCGCAUCAAGCGUCACCGAUGGCACAAGAAGAUUCUCAAGACCAACGACCCCCUCAUCUUCUCGCUUGGUUGGCGUAGGUUCCAGACCAUGCCCGUCUACAGCAUCUCCGAUUCACGAACGCGGAACCGCAUGCUGAAGUACACGCCGGAGCACAUGCAUUGCUUCAGCACCUUUUACGGCCCGCUGAUAGCGCCAAACACUGGUUUCUGCUGCGUCCAAUCUUUCUCCAACAGCAAUCCCGGCUUUAGGAUAGCAGCUACCGGAGUAGUGCUAAAUGUGGACGAGAGCACGGAGAUCGUUAAGAAGCUAAAGCUCACCGGGCAUCCCUACAAGAUCUUCAAGAACACGGCCUUCAUCAAAGACAUGUUCAGCACUGCGCUUGAGAUCGCCAAGUUCGAAGGCGCUAGCAUCAAAACGGUAUCAGGCAUUCGCGGACAGAUCAAGAAAGCACUGAGCAAACCAGAAGGACACUACCGCGCUACGUUCGAAGAUAAGAUCCUCAUGAGCGACAUCGUCUUCCUUCGGGCAUGGUAUCCCAUCAAGCCCCACCGCUUCUACAACCCCGUCACCAACCUUCUCGAAGCGUCCGGCCCGGAGAGCGCCGAGGCGGGCAGCGGAUGGAAGGGCAUGCGCCUAACCGGCGAAGUCCGCGCCGCCGCAGGCAUCCCCACGCCCAGCGACAAGAACUCCGCGUACCGUCCCGUGGAGCGUCAAGCGCGCCAUUUCAACCCGCUAAGAGUACCACGCAAGCUGCAGGCGGAGCUGCCGUUCAAGUCGCAGCCCGUGCAAAUGAAGCCGCAGCGGAAGGAGACGUAUAUGCAGAAACGUGCGAUUGUGGCGGGCAAGGAGGAGAGAGUGGCGAGGACGCUGAUGCAGCAGGUCAUGACGCUGAGGAAUGAGAAGGUGGCGAAGAGGCGGGCUGCGCAGGAGAAGAGGAAGGAGCCGUACAGGGCGAAGGUUAAGGAGAAUGAGGAGAAGAGGGCGGAGAGGGAGAAGAGGGAGAAGGAUGAGUAUUGGAGGAAGGAGGGGAAGAAGAGGAAGAGUUCUGAGACUGCUGGAGGUGGUGGGAAGAGGAGGAAGUAG
Molecule: messenger RNA, 3477 nt
Organism: Coniosporium apollinis CBS 100218
Lineage: Eukaryota; Fungi; Ascomycota; Dothideomycetes
Exons: 2
Coding region: 1-3477 (1158 amino acids)
Biological process (GO): ribosome biogenesis; maturation of SSU-rRNA from tricistronic rRNA transcript (SSU-rRNA, 5.8S rRNA, LSU-rRNA); endonucleolytic cleavage of tricistronic rRNA transcript (SSU-rRNA, 5.8S rRNA, LSU-rRNA)
Cellular component (GO): nucleus; 90S preribosome
Molecular function (GO): ATP hydrolysis activity; GTP binding; GTPase activity
Source: RefSeq, a predicted model, not a curated record